This is a messenger RNA of Eutrema salsugineum, 1218 nucleotides long. RefSeq names its product pyridoxal phosphate homeostasis protein. The transcript is spliced from 7 exons. Lineage: Eukaryota; Viridiplantae; Streptophyta; Magnoliopsida; Brassicales; Brassicaceae. Gene Ontology annotation, cellular component: intracellular anatomical structure. Bases 69 to 902 code for a protein of 277 amino acids. Gene Ontology annotation, molecular function: pyridoxal phosphate binding. The record is from RefSeq and is a predicted model, not a curated record.
AUAAGUGACCGGACAAAAACUUUAAUCCCGGGGGACAAAAAAACGAUUUGCCUGUAAAGCGAUUGGCGAUGGCAGCUCCUGCGGUGGAGGCAACCGCCGCAACUGCGUUACGGUCUGUCAUUCGAAGGGCUCGAAAGGCGGCGGAGCAUGUAGGAAGAGACCCGGAGCGGGUAAGGGUCGUUGCUGUCUCCAAGACUAAACCCGUCUCUCUUAUCCGCCAAAUCUACGACGCUGGUCACCGUUGCUUCGGCGAGAAUUACGUUCAAGAAUUCAUCGACAAAGCUCCACAGCUCCCCGAAGAUAUAGAGUGGCAUUUCGUGGGACAUUUACAGAGCAACAAAGCCAAAACGCUACUGGCUAAAGUCCCAAACUUGGCAAUGGUUGAAGGUGUAGAUGGCGAAAAGGUAGCAAAUCAUCUAGAUCGAGCAGUUUCAAGUCUUGGGAGACAUCCACUAAAGGUUUUGGUCCAAGUGAACACAAGCGGAGAAGCUUGUGAGUAUAUUACCACCGAGUUCUCGUCCCGUAAAUUGAUUUCUUUCUCCGGCUUCAUCCAAUGGCUAUCUGUUUGUUUGUUCCUGAAAACUGAUGCAGCUAAAUCUGGAAUCGAACCUUCUAGUGUUGUAGAGCUAGCAAGACAUGUGAAAAUGCACUGUCCGAAUCUUGUAUUCUCCGGAUUAAUGACUAUUGGAAUGCCUGACUAUACGUCUACUCCACAGAACUUCAGAACACUUACAAACUGUAGAGCUGAUGUCUGCAAGGCACUUGGAAUGUCUGAGGAUCAAUUUGAACUGUCUAUGGGCAUGUCAGGUGACUUCGAGCAAGCGAUUGAGAUGGGAAGCACCAAUGUGAGGGUUGGUUCCACCAUUUUCGGACCAAGAGAUUACCCCAAAAAACCAACUUAGCUACUGUUGCUCAAAUCACUUAUUUGCGAUAGAAAUUCAGAGUUAUAUAUGAAAUAAUUGAGAUCUUUGGAAUAUGGUGAAAAAAAAGGAAAAAGAUUGAAACAAUCAAACAAAGUAACAAACGGCAGUGGAAGGCGGGCGUCGAAUGGUAGAGAUAAUGGACCACUGAAUUAUGUGGUUCAAGAGCAAUAUCCCAUUCCUUAGAUUCCGAAUCUUGUACUCUGGUUUUCCCUUGUUUCUUUUUCUUUUGCUCAUUUGUAAUAUUGUGUGACAUAAAAAAACAAAAGCCCUCCAAAAAGCUAUGGUCAAAAACUAU